AUGAGUUCAUCCACCCUUUUCCAUCUCUUCCUCCUCUCCUCCCUCCUCUUAUCUUGCCUUUUCAAAUGCAAAGCUUGCAAGCUGUUGAUAGCCUAUAUAUAUAUAUAUGAUGGUGUAGAGGAUGACUUUAGCUACAUUGAAGGAAGUCCUAAUGGUCCUGAAAACUGGGGAAAUCUAAAACCAGAGUGGGAGGCUUGUGGCAAAGGCAUGGAGCAGUCACCCAUUCAGUUGCGUGAUAACAGAGUGAUAUUCGAUCAAACUUUGGGGAAGUUGAGAAGAAAUUAUAGAGCCGCUGAUGCAACAUUAAGGAACAGUGGACAUGAUGUAUUGAUGGAAUUUAAGAGUAAUGCUGGUUCACUAUCAAUCAAUCGAGUUGCAUACCAACUCAAGCGAAUUCAUUUUCACUCCCCUUCAGAGCAUGAAAUGAAUGGCGAAAGGUUUGACCUUGAGGCACAGCUGGUCCAUGAGAGCCAAGACCAAAAGAGAGCAGUGGUUUCUAUUCUUUUCAGAUUUGGACGUGCUGAUACAUUCCUCUCAGAUCUUGAAGACUUUAUCAAGCAGUUUAGCAGUAGCCAGAAGAAUGAAAUAAAUGCAGGAGUUGUGGAUCCAAAUCAAUUACAGUUUGAUGACUGUGCAUAUUUUAGAUACAUGGGCUCAUUCACAGCUCCACCUUGCACUGAAGGUAUUUCAUGGACCGUCAUGAGGAAGGUUGCAACUGUUUCACCAAGGCAAGUACUGCUGUUGAAGCAGGCAGUGAAUGAAAAUGCUAUAAACAAUGCAAGACCACUUCAACCAACCAAUUUCCGCUCCGUUUUUUACUUUGAACAGCUAAAAUCGAAGCUUGGUGUCAUGUAAUAAUAUAAGCUCAUAGUAUGUCUGGGUGUAAUAUGGU
Messenger RNA from Dioscorea cayenensis subsp. rotundata (Guinea yam), 892 nucleotides. Its product is annotated as dioscorin dioA3-like. Gene Ontology annotation, molecular function: carbonate dehydratase activity; zinc ion binding. NCBI's taxonomy places the organism in Eukaryota, Viridiplantae, Streptophyta, Magnoliopsida, Dioscoreales, Dioscoreaceae. Bases 1 to 855 code for a protein of 284 amino acids. The transcript has 7 exons. The record is from RefSeq and is a predicted model, not a curated record.